GCAACAACAACAAUAACAACGAAUACAACACGGAACAAAAUGAAUAUUAAUUGUUUUAAAUAAUUUUGAACUUGGCAGAGAGGCAAUGGCAACCUCAAAGGCAAAAACAAACGAAAGCGCUGAUGGGGCAAGUUGGCAAUUUGACGAACGUUUGUGCCUCCCCCUUUGGCACCUCCCCUCCCUUCUGCUUAUUAUGUGUGUGUUUCCAUCUCGCUCCCACCGAGUGCCUCCUUCUCUGUCAGCUCUUCUUGAUUUAUAUUUUAUUUUUUUCUUCUGGCGAGCAGCUGUUUCAUUGUCGCAAAUUGGCGUACUUCUUGUUUUAACACACUACAGUGGAGAUUCUUGAAGUGGAAAAUUGGUAUUUCUAUAGGGCUUUCUUUUUUAUUGUCUAAUUAUAAAGAAAAAUUAAUGAGAAUAAUUUUUAUAGGCGAGUUUAAGGCAAUUUUAUAAAAAUUAAUCAUACGCCAUGUUGUCUCGAAAAAUUUUAAGUGAUUUUUGUAGAGAAAAUAUGAGUUAGAAGCAUUAAAUAAAUUAUAGAAUUAUGAAUUAUACAAAUUUAGUUUUUUUUGAGAAUUUUUGACCUUUUUUUAUUUAAACAUCCCACAAAAAUUAAUCAUACGCCAUGUUGUCAAAAAAAAAUAGGGGAGAUUCUUGAAAGAAAUAUGAAUUGUGAGAAAAAAAAAAAAGAGUUUUAAGAAAAAAUUUUCAGAGGUUAUCCAAUAAUUGUAUAUUUUGAAACAUUUUUUUUUUCGUAGAAAUUUUUUACAUCUUAGUAAAAAGUAAUCCUUUUGUGCUUUUUUCUUUCAAAAAACUUAAGAAAAAAGUAUACAUUUUAGGUCAAAAGAAGUGAAGACAAUUUAUUUUGUACCACAUGGCGUAUGAGUAAUAUGAUAUUACGUAUACGCCCCAUGUGCAAUGUAAACAUUAUUUUUCUUGAAAAAAAUGUAAGAUUAUGAUUAGUCAGGUUCUCUUUGGAAUAGUUCACUGUACUUUUUAUUUGAAUUUGUUCUGCAGUCAUAAUCGACAGCAUUGGGACAUUCGUCUGCGUCAUUCGACGAGGACAGAGGCAGAGGCCCGCCCAGCGGCAAGAACCCAGCGGACGACAACGCGUGUUUGCAUAACAAAAUUUAUGAGAGCUUCGCUUCGUAUUUGCGCAAUGCAAUAUGAAAGCUUAAAUGCAAACUGCCGUUACCAAUUUCAUUCAAAGUGCAGGGCUAUCGGGCGAUAGUGGAAGAGAGCGAAAGAGAGGCAGGUCGGUGGGAAGAACAUGAGAGCGAACGCGUGGGGGGGCGAGCAACCAGCUGAUUCGCCCCACACUCAGAUUCUCUCUCUCUGUCAGUCUCUUUGAAUCACAGUUUUUGGAGCCCGUUCUCCCCAUGGCGCUCUCUUCUAAUGGCAUAUGAGGCGCUCUCGCUCCCUCGCACACAAUCAAAGCGCACUGCGCUGAAGCAAAGGUGCGCGGUCGCGUCAGACACACAGUCUUCUGAUUUCGCUGCCGACGGCGGGCCGUACGCACGCUAAAAAAAAAAAAAAAAAUAAUAAUAAUAAAAAAACAUCAAAGAUAAAAAAAAAACAAAAACGAUCGCUUGUUUGCUUCAGUUAACGGUACGCGCAAUGAUCAACAAAUGAAAAGAAACACAAACACACAAAUCCGCAACUGGAAGCCAAGAUGACCAAAGUAACGUAAUUAAUACCAAAAAAUGAAAGAAACUCUCAGCUCAAAGGUGCCAGCAACAAAGUUAGGAGUAACAUUCGAAUCUUAUUCGGAUCCAAAGAAUAAUAAUUACAAGGGUUCGCCAUCACUCUCCACCUCAACGACAACAUCAACAAAUACAACAACAACAACAACAACAAACCAACCACAACAACAACCAACAUCAUAUGUUAUUAAAUGUCUGUUAAAAACAGCGCGUUUUAUGUGGCAAGUGACGACUAUACCGUCUAAGAUCGGUGAGACUAUUGGUACCUUGUACCGCAUUGCUCAGGAUUCAGUUGAUAGUUUUCUAUGCGUAGCUGGCAAAGCCCGUCGCAAGGAACGCGAUGGCGAUCAAAAUUCAACAGACACCAAACUGUAUUUGGAGGAGAGUGUCCUAGAACGUAAAUUACCUGAAGCUGAUCUCAAAGCCCUAGUGGAUCUACCAGCUGGCUUGGACUACAAUGAAUGGCUGGCGUCACACACCCUGGCUCUAUUUGAGCACGUUAACUUGGUCUAUGGAACUAUUAGUGAAUUUUGUACACAAUCCGGUUGCGCCGACAUGACUGGACCCGGCAACAGAACGUACUUAUGGUUCGACGAGAAGGGCAAGAAGACGCGAGUGGCUGCCCCACAGUACAUCGACUAUGUGAUGACGUUCACCCAAAAGACGGUCAGCGAUGAGUCGAUAUUCCCAACCAAAUACGCCAACGAGUUCCCCGGAUCGUUUGAGUCGAUCGCUAGAAAGAUACUACGCUUGCAAUUUCAUGUGAUAGCGCAUCUGUAUGCGGCGCAUUUCCGAGAAAUAGCGCUGCUCGGCUUGCACACCCAUCUAAAUCUGACCUUUGCGCACCUCACCGCCCUGCACCGGCGCUUCAAUCUGAUCGACGAGAAGGAGACGGAUGUCCUGCGCGAUCUGGAGGUGGCGCUCCGUCUCACCGAUCAGGAUAGUAGCGGUGGUCAGGAUAAUACCUCCACAUCGUCGGCUCUCCACCACGAUCAUGAUCUGCAGCAGCAUCAGCAGCAGCAGCAGCAGCAGCAGUUGCAACAUAACCACCAUAGCAGCAGCACUAGCAAUAGCACCUCCUCCGCGGAGGCGUUGCAUGUCAAUUCACAAAGCAACAAUGGCAGCACAUCCGCCUCGGCAUCCACCUCACUGAUCGAUGGCGAUGCGGCGGCGCCGCCAAUUUGCACGCAACCGGAGGCAGGUGCGGGUUGCAAGCCGGCUGGGAGUAGUGGUCUGCUUGGCGGUAUACUGGGCGACUUGACCAGCGGCGAAUUUGGUGAUACAACGCGCUAUUGCACCUCGGCGGUUCCUCAGCAAGCGGCAGGUGCAACAGGAGGAGGUGGAGGAGGCGGUGGCGGUCAGGGAGGGGGAGCUGGAGCUGGAGCGGUUACUUCCACGGAAUCGACCGCUUUGAACAAUGGCGCGGGCGCACUACAUUUAAACUUUAGUAACAAUAAUAACAAUAAUCAUAAUCUGAAUCAUUUGAACCAUCACCACCACCACCAUCACCAUGGUCAUGGACACGGACAUGGGCACCAUGGUCAUCACCAUCAUGCAGCAGCGGCAGCAGCAGCAACGCAGCAGCAUCAGCAUCAGCAGCACAGUGGCCUCAUCCAGUGCAAUGCGGCGGGUGGUGGCGGGGGCAAUGUGGGUGGCACUGGUGGUGCCACUGCAGCGGCGGCGUCAUCAACCACAACGGCAUAGUGGGACAAAAUAAAAAAUUAAGCUGGGAGGAGCAACUGCAGCAGCCGCAGCAAACCAACAACAACAACAACAACAACAACAAAAAACAUUAGAAAUACUAGAUUUACGCAAAAAUGUUAUUUAAUGUUACUUCUAUGAUCCUAAAGUUGAAAAUAUUGUAAAAAUAAUAAACAAAGCAAAAAACAAAAAACAAAAAAUAUAUGAAAAAAAUUGCAAAAAAAAAAACAGGCAGAAAUAAUUACAAGAAACACACACGAAAAAAAAAUAUUACGCUAAUUGAAGUUGGCAUAGUAGUUCCGUAAAGUUGAUUUAGAUAUGUACUUAUUGUAUAGAACAGGGACAGAUCGGACAGAUACAGAUACAAAGAUACAGGACAGAGCGACAGGAGCAGAUACAGGAUGGGACCGAUACAGACCGAGCUGCAAGCAUAGAGUUUAGAGAGCCUCCUCCUCGUGCUUAUGCUUUACGAGUAUUUUUAACCUUCUUCUAAAAGUAAAAAAAAGAGCAGAAUAUUUAACAAAAAAAUUAAAAACAAAAAAUGAAAAAAGUCCUGACUGAAGCCAGAGUGCAAAUGCAAAGUCAACGCCUUCAAGGCAACAAUAUUAAACAGUAUAUAUAUAUUUGAACUAAAAUAUAUAAUUUUCUUUUAAUUUUUAUUUGGAACUAGUUCUUCAGACUAUCAUUUUAAAAUAUUAUUUCUCUUAAAAAAUUAAUUAAACUGGUUCAAUUGUUCAGGAAGUUAGAGAGAGACAGAAACACACGUAUUCUACUAGGCAUAAUAGGCAGUUUUUUUAGAAUAAAACACUUUUCACAGUGUACUUGGCACAGCCAGCCUAAAAGUAUGCACCUAAACUUCACCUCCACGAACUGCGAACAGUCGCCUAACAGUAUGCACCGAAAAUGAAAUACUAAUAUAUACCACACUCACACAACCAAGAUGACACCCCUACUCCUCCCUCCCGCACAUUGUUAAAGUAUGGAAAUUUUUAAGAAAACUAUAGUUUCCAACAAUUGGAACUAAUAAUUAAAAUAUAUAUCUAUGGAAAUGCAAAAGUUAUGCUUCGGAUUUCUUACAAAAAAAAAAAAAUAUUAACAAGAAAGGGACUUGUAUGUUGUACCGUGUAUUGUGUUGUGUUGAGAUAUACCCUUUAUAUAGAGAAACAAAUGGCAAUGAAGGAAACUUACUUUAAAUAAUAAAAAAAAAAAUAAAAUAAAAAGUAAAAAACAAAAGACGGAAGCAAGUUCUGUGUAGACUAGUAGAAGACAAUUUUUGUGCGCUCCCGUUGUAGAUAUAAUUGCAAUUCGAUCCACUAAACUGUCCAAAUCCCACUCAAGACACAGUAUCUUCUAUAUCCUCUAUAUGAAAGCACCCACACUUUCGAUCUGUUGAACUUUAAAACACAAAAACACACUUCACAAAAUAAAAACAAAAAAAUAAUGAAAAACACGUCAAGAAAUACAUGUAUUUAUAUGUAGGUAUGUGAGUUAUUUAUAGAAUACAGGUGCAAAUAGAACGGAAAUGGAUUGCAAUGCAACAACAAAAAUUAAAAUAAAAAAAAAAACAAAAGCAAAAGCGAAUUAACUGCAAAAGUCAUGCAAGAUGAAGAUAAUAAAAUAAACUGUUAUGUUCAAUUGAAA
Molecule: messenger RNA, 5042 nt
Organism: Drosophila ananassae
Lineage: Eukaryota; Metazoa; Arthropoda; Insecta; Diptera; Drosophilidae
Gene: Mob2
Product: MOB kinase activator-like 2
Exons: 5
Coding region: 1701-3404 (567 amino acids)
Biological process (GO): positive regulation of protein phosphorylation; signal transduction
Cellular component (GO): nucleus; cytoplasm
Molecular function (GO): protein kinase activator activity
Source: RefSeq, a predicted model, not a curated record